This is a messenger RNA of Trichoderma aggressivum f. europaeum, 3939 nucleotides long. RefSeq lists its product as uncharacterized. Gene Ontology annotation, molecular function: ATP hydrolysis activity; ATP binding. The transcript has 7 exons. Lineage: Eukaryota; Fungi; Ascomycota; Sordariomycetes; Hypocreales; Hypocreaceae. Bases 1 to 3939 code for a protein of 1312 amino acids. The record is from RefSeq and is a predicted model, not a curated record.
AUGGCGGAUGGUGAAACCGUGACGAUGCAGCCAGACUGCCCCAAAGGCCUCUCUGUUGAGGUUCAAGCCUCUCCUGAUACUUCCAAUGAUGACAAUGAGGUGUUACAUAAUGAUCCUCGACAAAGCGAACCGUAUCAACAGCUUUCAGGAACCGUGGAAGUUGCUGCGUUGACAGACAUCGCUCCGAUCGAUCACAAUUCCACUAUAUCCGAAGAGAUUAGAGAAUUGAGAGAGCAAGUCCAGCGUCUGCAAAUGAAGGCUGGUGUUGAUUCAUUAAAUGCAAAGGAAAGUGCGUCGCAAAUCUCAUCUGGCGAGCUCGAGAAGCUACGACGUAUCAAAAAUUGUCUGCGUAAGCAUUGGCAGGAGUGGGAUGAUCGAGAUGACGUGGAAGCCUCCUUGAGCGGAAUUUCACUGGAACCAAUUAUUGAAAGACUGCGUGAUUCUUCCCGAAAUAAGCAUACGGCCGGUGCUUUUUUAAUGCUCGGUCGUAGGAACCGCGCAAAUCGUUAUCUCAAUGAUCUUGGGUCCGACGAUGAGGACGCCUACGAUGACAACAAUAUGGAUGAUGAAGACCGAUCGCAACGUGAGAAACUUAUACUUAAACGCCGCGAACAUUUGAGAGCAAUACAACUGGGUAUAGAGAGCAUCACUGAAGACUUGAUUGGGAUGCGCCUAAACAGAAGGCUACAGAAGCAGCAGAGGGAGGCAAGGCUACAGGAACAGCGGAUGGCGGCCGAGUUGGAACGAGAGGCUGAAUUGAAAACGGCCGAACAAGAUCAACAUGCAAACGACGAAACGACCACGACAGAGGGUAAUAAGCCUGAAACAAUACUUCCUGCAGUGCCUGAAACGAUAAUUUAUGCGGUGCCGAAGGCCAACUUGGUUAAUUGGAACUCAUUCAAAGGCUUGGGCCAGGCAAAAGAGAACACCUCUUACGUAAUUGAUGUUCUUGUAGGUGAGCCAGUGAUCGAAAAAGAAAACGUGAGAUACAAUUGGAACAGGCGUGAUCGCCUCGCGAAGAAAUCUCAAGCCCAGAAACAAAGUGUUGCAACGUUGUCGACGGGAUCACGAGGUCAAGGUCCGUUACCUGAGAGAAUAAGGAUUCAUUCCAGCCUGUUUCUUCAGAUUUUCGCAAAGCUCAUUGACCCCGAUGGAGUCCAACUGGAUCUCAGCGAGCCGUCUCUCGUCUUCCUUCGACCGUUCAAAGCAAUUACCCACUAUGAAUAUAGAUUACGGAAUUGGCUCACACGGCGGGAAGAGGAUAUUGAAACCCAAGAUCGGAUGUUAGACCUCGCCGGUAAAACCAGUUAUGACGAUAUAAUAUUGGAGUCGCCGACUGCUAGAGCGCACUUGAGAUGUGUUUUGGAGUGCUUUGAUGCUCACAUUAAGGCAAGAAUUGAAUUUUUGCAAAGCUCUGAUUGCCGCAAAGUUUUUUUCUCGGACUUAUGGCACAUCUAUCGACCCGGAACGGAAGUGAUUGGCCUCGAUGGUAAACAGGCAUACCGCGUGAUCCAAGUCGCCAGUUCCAGGCACCGACCGAUUUCUAACCGCCUGUUCUAUUACAACUAUGCAUACAAGGGCAAAGACGACGAUAAGUCUGAGCCCUCAGAAUUUACUUUACAUUGCUCUUAUAUCGAUUUUGAUGGAAAAUAUAUCGGGCCGGUUCUACGAACAUUUGAGGUUAAGAGAUUUGAUGGAGAAAGAGACAUUACCUCUUUGGAGGUUUAUCCGCUCCGAUUUCAUAAACUUAAACAAGACGAUUUCAACUUCACGACACGGAAGGAGCUCGAGGAGAUUCCAGAACAAGAUCGAUGUCGAGCCAAUCUUAUUCAACGAGGGGCGAAAUUCGUGCAAGUCGCCGCCGUCAAGCAUAUGUAUUAUUCUGGUCCUACUAUGGUUGUUAGAGAAGAAGUCGAGAGUCAAGUAGUAGUUGACUUUGCGACUUGCUUUGCAGCAGAAGGUGAGUUACAAAAGCACAUACAAAGACCCUCUCUAGAGGGUUUUAUCGGUGAGGCUGUUGAGGGCCAAGACGAUCAAGAAUCCUCCGCCGGACGGUGUGAGUGCUGUCUCUAUGAAACGGUAUAUGAAGACGACAAAUUCGUGGACAAGAAUCUGCGCAAUGAUUAUAUAAACAGCAUCCUGUCCAAGAAGGACAGAGAAGAGCCCCCAUCUGUGGCAAUCUGCCCGAGACCGUUUGAUGAAAUGAAGACAUCAUCAGGCGAUGGUCCUACAUUCUCCGAUGAGGAACUGGUCAUCAUGUCUUAUCGAGUAUUCGGAUUUGUUUUACGCAAUAGAAAAUGGGCACAAUUGGAUCUCACCUACUUGACUGAGGUGCGGGAGACUACCACGGUAGAUCCAGUUACUGGCCAACGAGUGGAGGAUGGCAACACUGGAAAAGAAAAGGAGACUGCAUUCGACCAACUUGUUUUGGAGAGCGGACAUAAAGAUAUGAUAAUUUCACUCAUCACUCAGCACUUCAAAGACAAACAGGCAAAGGCGGCUCAAAUGGAACAAGUGGAUAUUGUCCGGGGGAAAGGGAAGGGUUUGAUUCUACUUUUACAUGGUGCUCCUGGAGUUGGCAAGACAUCUACAGCAGAGGGCGUAGCCGAGCGUUUUCAAAAGCCUCUUUUUCAGAUAACAUGCGGUGAUUUGGGAGUUACAGCACGAGAUGUUGAAAAGACACUUCAAACAAACUUCAAUCUCGCUACAAAAUGGGGGUGCAUUCUCCUAUUAGAUGAGGCCGAUGUUUUUCUUGCUCAAAGAGAUAAAACAGACUUUAUCCGGAAUGGAAUGGUAGCAGCCUUUUUACGUGUUCUAGAGUAUUAUGCCGGAAUUUUGUUCUUGACAACGAACCGUAUCGGCGAUUUUGAUGAGGCUUUUACCUCGCGAAUCCAUAUCAGUCUUUAUUAUCCUGAACUUGAUGAAAAGAAGACAGUCGACAUAUUCAAACUCAAUCUUGAUCUUAUUCAGAGUCGAUUCAAGAGAAUGGAUCGUGACGUUCAGAUAGAUUAUAAACGGAUCAAGCGGUUUGCCAAGAUGCACUAUUUGUACUACUCCGAUUCGCGAUGGAAUGGGCGUCAGAUCCGCAACGCUUGUCAGACAGCCUUGGCGCUCGCAGAAUAUCAAGCUCAGGAAGACAAAAAACCAGCCGGUCUCGAUUCGGAAGCCGCUGACAAAAUAACUGUCGAACUAACCGUCGAACAUUUCGAAACCGUGCGCAACGCUUAUCUUGAAUUUACAAAUUACUUGGCCGAACUUUACGGCGCCACCACUGCCAAAGUGGCUGGGGAGAGAUACCUCCGCGUGGAAGAGAAUUCGAAUAGAGGAGAUCCGAUAUACUCGACACAAGAGCUUUAUGAAAUGUUUAAAGAAGAACGGAAGCGUGGGAGCUACAGACCGCCUUCUCCGCAGCAAAAACCAAGCUACGAAGCGCAAAGUUCCGCAGAGGCUAAUAAAAGAUUUCGAGAAAAGCAAUCUCGAAGGUCUCAGAAUGACAGGUCUAUGCGUGAUCGCAAUCAAACCGAGCCAUCUUCAACCUCAAAAGAUCACCGGGUCCAGCGUCUUUUGCGACCUGAGAUGGUGGAACCAUCUCCAAGACCAUCGCCAAAGUCAUACCAACAGCGGAAUGCCCCUCCAUCGGAUAUCGGAAGGGAAUCAAGUAGCCGAGGUAAUGGCAAUCAUCAGCGGAGAAAGGAGAAAAGAGAGCCGCAACCAAGCCGGGAUCAUGAAGGCGUUGCAGAAGAUGACAAUGACGACGACUCCUCUGAUACGUGGCAGCAGCGCCGGGACCAACGCGAACAAGGGUCAGAUGAGAUGUCGGAAGAAGGACAAGAAGAUGUCGACACCAGUGACAGCGAAUUCGAAGAAGAAACUGGGAGAAAAGGCACCCGUGGUCAAAGAGAACAAGCUGACUCUCGAUUUACGGGGAGACAAAAGUAG